CUUAUUCUAAGAACUGGGGGAAGAUACUGGACAGUUUUGGGCAGGGCUACCUCUACCAGAUCCCAUUUCUGUUUUGCAAAGAUUCCUCUGGAGAAUCAAUUUCAUGGGAGCAAGGGAGGAGCAUGGCCAUUGGAUGGGGAACUGUUUUUGCCCAGGUGAGAGAGAAGGGUAGGGGCUAUGGAGAGGGAGUGGAAAGGAUCCAGAGUUUCGGGGAGUGAGGAAGCAGGUGUUUUCAGUGGGUUAGUUGAGGGGGCCUCAGCAGCCUUCUAUGUCUCCGGCUGUUAGCAAAUUGGCUAGCUUCUAUCCUUUGUCUUCCAAGGGAGUGGGGUCUGUUCCAACAUGGACUCUGCCAGGCCAGGCUCCCUCAGCAUGGCCCCCCUGAGAUUGGGGUGAGACAGCUGGACUAAAGGCACUCUGCAGAUCAGGUCUAUGCCAGCAGGUGUUCACUGUCCAAGGCCAAGACGAGGGAAGGUUUGAAGGCUUCAGAGAGAGCCGCUGGAGGGAUACACAAAAGCCCUUUGUUCAGGCCAGGGUGGUUUCCUGGAGAGAUGCCCCAGACACUCCUCCCUGAAGGGCUUGGGUGGGGUGGGGGUCCCAACAUAGCUGGUGGCCCCAACAGCAGGAGGGACCACUGUGUGCCAAGGUUAGAUGGGGCUCUGGAAAUCUCUAUAAGGAAGCAACCCAGAAUUGUGGGGCACCUAGGCACGGCACAUCCUCUGGAGAUUCCAGGGUCUUCUCAACACCCCGGUGAGGGAAUGGUCACUCCCGAUUGCAGAGGCUGCAUUUUCAGUAACUUGUAAUAAAUUAUAAAUUCAGAGGCAGCUCUCAAAACAGUCCUAGUCACCACCACCGCUGCCCCCAAGUGCUAGUGACUAUAGUGAUGGACCACCACAGGGUGAAACCUCUGGGGUGAGCCUGUGAGAUCUGACCCUCCCCAACACAUAUAGAAAAACUGACAUCCACAACACAAACUUCCUCCUUUGUGACUUGGGAACAUUAAGAGAUCUCCCCAAUGUGAGGAUUAAGCAGUUCCUGGUGACAACUGUGUUAGUUGUCCAGGCAAGUUCAAAGACAAUCCUGUGGGGCACACCCUGGCAGAAGGCUCUCACCAAUCCUAGCAUUACACAAGAUCUGGGAGAGCAGGGAGGGUGGGCCAGGCCUGGCGGCACUUUGAUGGCUCCUCCUUCUCCAGCCCCCAGCCCCCGUGGCCAGAUAGAUUUGGGCUGAAGGCCUCAGGCAGCAGUACCAACCCUCCAACGCCUCUGUGCUCCUGCUGCUCCACCCAGAUCUUCAGUUUGAGGCCCAGUGAGGAAGCUAAGGACACGGAUAGGGCAGGGCUGCAAGGACCUGGCAGGUCUGAGGCAAGCAGGGGAAUUCCAGCCAGUCUUCCGGGUGCCCAGGAGCACCGCCAGUCCGUGUGGUUAGGGAGCCAGCAGGAUACUCUACCACACGCUGCUGACUCCAGAAGCCCAGGACCUCAACCCUCUGACACCACAGCUAUGGCACGCCCUAGGCACCCAGUGUCAGUACGUGCAGCUGCUCUGGUGCAGACAGAGAAGCUCCAAACAUUCGCCUUCUCUGUGCGCUGGUCGGAUGAAAGCAACACCUUCGUGCGAAGGAGCUGGGACGAAUUUAGGAAGCUUCAUAAGAUCCUCAAGGAGACCUUCCCGGUGGAGGCCGGCCUGCUGCGGAGAUCCGACCGAGUUCUCCCCAAGCUUUCUGAUGCAUCUGCAUUACUGUUGGCGCGUGGGGGGCGCAUGGGCCGUGGCCUGGCGCGCCUGCGGUUGCUAGAGACCUAUUCUCAGACAUUGCUAGCAGCAGAGCAAGUGUCCAGGGGGCCAGCACUCACUGGCUUCUUCGAGCCACAACCCCUGGACCUGGAGCCCUCACUACCACCUGGCAGCCUGGUGAUCUUGCCUGUCCUGGAAGAGCCCCUACCCGGCUCUGUGGGCAGCCUUGCCAUAGGCAGCCCGGUGGCUCUGAGCCUGCACUGCCUGCAGCCCUUCAGCACCCAGGACACAUGGGGCCAACCCUUCCAUGCUCAGGCCCAGGAGGCCCUAGAUGUGCUGCUGCGACACCCCUCAGGUUGGUGGCUGGUGGCUAAUGAAGACCAGCAGGUAGCAUGGUUUCCUGCUCCCUAUUUGGAGGAAGUGGCCCUGGGUCAGGGACAAGAUGGAAGACAGCCCCUAGGGAACAGUGGCUCCCAGUUCUGUGUUUCUCAAGCCUAUGAAGGCAGCCAGGCUGAUGAGCUGUCAGUGCCUGCGGGGGCAAGAGUGCAAGUGCUGGAAAUGUCGGACCGAGGCUGGUGGCUGUGCAGGUUUGGUGGCCGCACAGGUCUUCUCCCCUCUGUGCUACUGCAGCCUGAUGGGCUAGGCAUGUUCCUGAAUGGACCAGGGCUCCAUUCUGGGACAGAGGGUGGGGAGAACAGGGCAGAGGUGGCCCAAAGCUCCCCUAAGUCCCCCCAGACCAUGACCCUUCCCCCUACUCUGCCCACCCGCCCCCCGCUGAGUGCCAUUCAGAGCCGCUGCUGCACCAUCACCCGUAGGGCACUGGGGAGGGACCAACGGGGUCAGGGACAUCCUUGAGGAUGGAGCGGCAGGCCAGAGGCUCCAGACACCAGGAAUGACUGA
Miniopterus natalensis is the source of this 2630-nucleotide messenger RNA. NCBI's taxonomy places the organism in Eukaryota, Metazoa, Chordata, Mammalia, Chiroptera, Miniopteridae. The record is from RefSeq and is a predicted model, not a curated record.